UUAUAUUAUAAUGGAAGAACGAUUCAAUGAAAUAGUAUAACCUCCAAAAAAGGAGAAUAAAAAAAAACCAUUUGGAACUGAUUAACGUUUUAAAGCAUAAUAAAUAUUGCGUCCAUCUCCUGCUUCUUAUACAAUACCAACUGUAUUUGAAAUGGAAAAAUAUAAAAAGAAAGGGAAAUCAAUAUCAGUUUUUAAAGAAAAAGCAUUGAUUAAUGAUGUUCCAGGUCCUGGGAAUUAUAAGGAUAUGGAAGGUUUAGGAGGACCUUUAUUCUCAAUAGGAAUGAAAUUGGGUCCAUAAAAGAAAAAUAAUUUUCCAGGUCCAAAUCAUUAUGACCAAUAAAUAAAAUAAUGUUUAACAAAGUAUAAAAAUUUUGGAAAUACAAUAAUUUAAUGA
Messenger RNA from Paramecium sonneborni, 394 nucleotides. Lineage: Eukaryota; Ciliophora; Oligohymenophorea; Peniculida; Parameciidae. The record is from the annotation of a GenBank genome assembly.